Messenger RNA from Camellia sinensis, 1706 nucleotides. Its product is annotated as tubulin beta-5 chain. Lineage: Eukaryota; Viridiplantae; Streptophyta; Magnoliopsida; Ericales; Theaceae. Gene Ontology annotation, molecular function: GTP binding; structural constituent of cytoskeleton; GTPase activity. Gene Ontology annotation, cellular component: microtubule. Gene Ontology annotation, biological process: microtubule-based process. The record is from RefSeq and is a predicted model, not a curated record.
GAAAGGGUACAAGAUACUUCACUUUUCCAAUUUUGCCCCCAAGCCCGGACUGUUUUCCAAUCCAAAAUGCGAGAAAUUCUUCACAUCCAAGGAGGGCAAUGUGGGAAUCAAAUCGGAUCAAAGUUUUGGGAAGUUGUUUGUGAUGAGCACGGCAUCGAUCCAACUGGUCGGUAUGCUGGAACCUCCGAUCCACAGCUAGAGAGGGUUAAUGUGUAUUACAAUGAGACCGAUGGUGGUCGGCGGUACGUGCCACGGGCCGUGCUUAUGGACCUUGAGCCCGGGACUAUGGACAGCAUUAGGACUGGCCCAUAUGGGCAGAUUUUUAGGCCCGAUAACUUUAUUUUUGGGCAGUCUGGGGCUGGGAACAAUUGGGCCAAGGGACAUUACACUGAAGGUGCUGAGCUUAUUGAUUCAGUCCUUGAUGUUGUUAGGAAAGAAGCUGAAAACUGUGACUGCUUGCAAGGGUUUCAAGUGUGUCAUUCACUUGGAGGUGGAACUGGAUCUGGAAUGGGAACUCUGCUGAUUUCCAAGAUUAGGGAAGAAUAUCCGGAUCGAAUGAUGCUUACUUUCUCAGUCUUCCCAUCUCCGAAGGUGUCGGACACUGUGGUAGAGCCUUACAAUGCAACACUCUCUGUUCAUCAGCUGGUGGAGAAUGCUGAUGAGUGUAUGGUACUUGACAAUGAAGCACUCUACGAUAUCUGCUUUCGGACUCUCAAGCUCAGCACCCCUAGCUUUGGGGACUUGAACCACCUGAUUUCAGCAACAAUGAGUGGGGUGACUUGCUGUCUCCGAUUCCCAGGCCAACUCAACUCUGACCUCCGAAAACUAGCCGUAAAUCUAAUCCCAUUCCCUCGACUCCACUUUUUUAUGGUGGGAUUCGCACCACUGACCUCAAGAGGCUCACAGCAAUACCAAGCCCUCUCGGUCCCAGAACUAACCCAACAAAUGUGGGACUCCAAAAACAUGAUGUGUGCAGCUGAUCCACGCCACGGUCGCUACCUCACAGCCUCCGCGCUAUUCCGUGGCAAAAUGAGCACGAAAGAGGUCGACGAACAAAUCACGAAUGUCCAAAACAAAAACUCUUCGUAUUUCGUGGAGUGGAUACCGAACAAUGUGAAGUCGAGCGUUUGUGACAUCCCACCAAAAGGGCUUUCAAUGGCCUCGACAUUCAUUGGGAAUUCGACAUCGAUUCAAGAGAUGUUUAGGAGGGUGAGUGAGCAAUUUACUGCUAUGUUUAGGAGGAAGGCAUUUUUGCAUUGGUAUACAGGGGAAGGAAUGGAUGAGAUGGAGUUUACCGAGGCAGAAAGUAAUAUGAAUGAUCUUGUCGCGGAGUAUCAACAAUAUCAGGAUGCAACGGCCGAGGAUGAUGGUGAUUUUGAGGAUGAUGAUAAUGAUGAUGAUGGUGGUAUUAGUACGGGGAACUGAAGGUGUUCGCUUAAUUUGCUUGUUCGUAUGCUUCGCGCAGCGAUAAAUAAAUAGAUUUAUGUCUCCUAAAUGUUAUGAUGAUCUUGGUGGUGAAGGAUGCAAAUUUUUUUAUUUUUAUUUUUUAGGGUUGAACACCUAAUGAUCCUCAAAAUUUAAUGCAUUAGUUUUUUUUGUUCUUCUCUGAUGAAGAAUGACCUUCUAUCAAAUGGCUGUUUCAUUUUAAUUUUUUUUCAUCUAUGUUGAGCAAAACUGGUAUACUUGGAAGUGCAUAACUUAUCUAA